AUGUUGCAGUUUGGAUCCAUAGUUAUUGCUGGGUUCGGUUACUCCAACUUCAACACUAUCCUUGUCUCAUUGCCUAUUUCGGUGUUUACUUUCAUUUGGGUAAUUAUGUCAACGAUAAUCACCUCUAAAUUCCGAAGGUCGCGUUGUAUUACCGCUGCUUGCUUAUCACUCAUAAGUCUAGCUGGCUGUCUUAUGGUAUCUCAAAUCGAUCCCAGCAAAAAGGUGGCUCGAUUGGCCGGUAUGUGGCUUUUUCCUGCAUAUUCUGCCGGAAUUCCUAUCAUUCUGAGUAUUAUUGCCUCGAACGUGGGCGGAUAUACCAAAAGGACGACAGUGAGUGCGGUGGUGUUCAUUGGAAAUUGUGCUGGCAACAUCACCGGUCCGUUCCUCUUUUUCUCCAAUGAAAAGCCCAACUACAACAGUGCCUGGAUUGGGAUUAUGAUUUCACUUGCCAUUGCCUUCAUCGCAAUCCUUUCUUUACGUCAGCUACUUCACAUCCAAAACCAGCACCGCAACAGCCAGCAGAAUGUAAACAUCGACCCUGAAUCUCCGGAACCUAUUGAUAACGAGGGGUUUGCUGUGCUCGCUAAGGAUGAGACUGAUUGGGAGAACCCAAAAUUCCGCUAUUAUCUAUAG
This is a messenger RNA of Penicillium cataractarum, 633 nucleotides long. RefSeq lists its product as uncharacterized. NCBI's taxonomy places the organism in Eukaryota, Fungi, Ascomycota, Eurotiomycetes, Eurotiales, Aspergillaceae. Bases 1 to 633 code for a protein of 210 amino acids. The record is from RefSeq and is a predicted model, not a curated record. Gene Ontology annotation, cellular component: plasma membrane. Gene Ontology annotation, molecular function: allantoate transmembrane transporter activity; dipeptide transmembrane transporter activity. The transcript is spliced from 2 exons. Gene Ontology annotation, biological process: tripeptide transport; allantoate transport; dipeptide transport.